CGGGAGGGAAAGCGAUAGCUGUGGGGGCUUUUCUCUUCUUCCCUAACACUUGAAACAAUGGACUGAAAAGGGAACAUGGAUUGAGGGGGGCGAGCGGGGAAGCGAGCUGCACAGGGGAAUCAUGACUUCUGUCGCUGAGAUUAAGAAGCCACCAGUGGCCCCCAAGCCAAAGUUUGUGAUGGCAAAUAAUAAGCCAGCUCCACCUCCCAUUGCUCCUAAACCUGACAUUGUGAUUUCUAGUGCUCCACAGCCAACAAAGAAAACCAAGCCGGCAAUAGCCCCAAAACCAAAAGUUCUAAAGGACUCACCUGUUCGAGACAUAAGGCUAUCACCAUCAAGGAAAAACACUAUGAACCUGGAAGAGCACAAACAGAAAGCACCUGAAAAUGCUGAUGACUUUAAUUGUAAAAAUGUAGGGAACCAGAGCAGUGAUUUUAUUUUACCGGUGUGCUCCUGCAGCUCUGAAUGUGUCCAUAAGCUUGGGAAUAGAGGGAAUUCAUGUGUAAAGCAGCUUGUUUUAGAAUCCCUAGAAAUGCAUGAAAAUUUAGAAAAUAGUAAAAUUGAUGAGUUCUCUUUAACUAUAAAAACUAGGAAUCAAUGUGAUUCUCAUGGUGAAACGAUACAGAGCCAGAGUGGAGUAGUUUUAAAGGCAAGCAUCCUAGAAGAGAAUCUCAAAGAUGUUUUAACACAAGGAAUGUCACCUUUUAGCUCACCACAGAAGCACAGAUCCACAGACAGCCCAGAAAUGAAUGGUGGCUGUAAUUUGAACGAGCAAUUCAGAAUUGAAUUUACUGAUUUGUCACCAUCCUUAUCCAGCUUUGAGAAAGUCCCUGAUGAUCACCACCUCCUACAGCCUGUGAGUGAUGAAUUUCAAAUUGUUGAAACUUGUCAGGAUGGUAAUAGAAAAAGCAGUAGUUGCUUUCAUUCAUCCAAACAAGAAGCUCUGGAAAAUGGCAAAAAGAAUAAUUUUAUAUCUUCAGAUGGAGUUAGUAAGAAGAUGGAAGUUAAAGACAUUGGUCCCUUAGAAAUUCACUUAGUACCAUAUACCAAAAAAUUCCCAACUCCCAAGCCCAGAAAGACACGCACUGCUCGUCUGAUACGCCAAGAGUAUAUAGAUGCUCCUAGUGAAAGUACUGAGGAACCAGAGAAUUCAGACAGUAACUCUUCUUGUCUUAUUGAAGACAAUUUGAAGAACAAUAAAAUUAGCGUUCUUCAUCAGAAUGUUUUGUGUAACCAGGAACAGGUGGAUAAAGUGAAGCAAGGAAGUAAAAAUGAAUUGAAUCUGGACUCUGACUGUGACAGACAGGACUUAGCCAAUUCACAGAAAGCUGUGUGUCCUGAAACUUCUUCCUUUGAAAAAAUGGCACCUCCUUUAGAGACAGACUCCUGUUUGAGUUCUGACAGCAAGACAGUAGAUGGCUGUAAUAUGUCACUUGCUAUGGACAAUGGGACCGGUAUUAUAAGAUGCAGUACUCUAUCUGUAAGCCUGCCUAAGCAACUCAAAUUAACUUGUAAUGAACAUUUGCCUACUGCGUAUAACCCAGGAGUGUGUGCUCCUCAAAUGCAAAAGGAAUCUACAGUAAAGGAUGAAAGUUCUUCAAGGAUUAUUCCCAAAAAGCCUCAAAGACACAGCUUGCCUGUUGCGGGGGUGCUUAAAAAGGCUGCCUCAGAGGAGCUUGUGGAGAAAAGUUGUUAUCCCUUAAAUGAGGAAAAAAAUUUAGAGAAGAAUCUAGAAAGCAAUCACGUUCAGCAUUUGGGUGCUCCAAACAAUGGUAUGUCAUCGUCCUUUGAUGUGCCCAAACGGGCUUCAGAAAAGCCAGUGUGGAAAUUACCUCAUCCUAUUUUACCCUUUUCAGGGAACCCAGAAUCCUUAAAGUCUGUGAGGAUGUCCUCAAAUAGUGAGCCCUCAAGUUCCCUAACCAAGCCUAGAGCAAAGUCAUUAUCUGCUGUGGAUGCAGAAAGGAGCACUAAGCCUUGCAAAGACUCUCAAAAGAAAAACUCUUUGAAGAAGUUGCUCAACAUGAAGUUGUCCAUCUGUUUCAUGAAGAGUGAUUUUCAGAAAUGUUGGUCCAAGAGUAGCCAACUUGGAGACAUGAGCACUGGUAACGUCUGUGGUGGGGACCGGAAGAGGAUUGAAAGUGAUUGGCAUGGCUUGUUGGCAGGAGAAGAAAAGAGAAGUAAACCCGUUAAGGCGUAUUCUGCAGACAACUACAGCCUGGAAUCUCAAAAGAAGAGAAAGAAGUCUCGGGUCCAGACCAGCAUGGCCAAUAGUCCUAGAGCUGAGUCUUUGGAUGACCAAAUUCUCUCUAGGGAAUCAUCGUCUCAGGCUGCUUGCAAAUCUGUUAGAAGUGCCUGUGCACCGGAGUAUGAAAAUAUACACCAUUAUAAGGAAAUACCAGAGUAUGAGAACUUGCCAUUUAUUAUGGUUAUAGGGAAAACUCCAGAGUUUGAAUGUCACAAUUCCAGCAACAUGGAGGACACCGAUGCAAAUGUGUAUGAGGUAGAAGACCCUUAUGAAGCUCCUGCUAGCCAGCUGCAACUUGGACCCAGACUUCAGCACUGCAGUUCUGGAGCAUCCCAGGAGGGACACAAUGAUCUGGACCUGGGUCUGGAUGACCUUCCCUCAGAUGAGGAGGAAGUCAUCAACAGUUCUGAUGAAGAUGAUGUCAGCUCUGGUUCUAGUAAAGGAGAGUCUGACCCACUGGAAGACAAACAGGGUGAAGAUACUGGAACGAAAUGUAAAGUUCAUCAUAUCGCCAAGGAGAUCAUGAGCUCGGAGAAAGUGUUUGUGGAUGUGUUAAAACUUUUGCAUAUCGAUUUUCGGGAUGCAGUAGCUCAUGCUUCCAGGCAGCUUGGAAAACCAGUGAUUGAGGACCGAAUCCUGAAUCAGAUCCUAUACUACCUGCCUCAGCUGUAUGAACUCAACCGGGAUCUCCUAAAGGAACUGGAGGAAAGAAUGUUGAACUGGACUGAACAACAAAGAAUUGCUGAUAUCUUUGUAAAGAAGGGACCCUAUUUAAAAAUGUAUUCCACAUAUAUCAAAGAAUUUGAUAAGAACAUAGCUUUGCUGGAUGAGCAGUACAAGAAAAACCCAGGUUUUGCUGCUGUUGUUAGAGACUUUGAGAUGAGCCCACGCUGCGCCAAUCUGGCCCUCAAGCACUACCUGCUCAAGCCUGUUCAGAGGAUCCCCCAGUACAGGCUGCUGCUGACAGAUUAUUUGAAGAAUCUCUUAGAAGACUCUGGAGAUUACAGAGACACUCAAGAUGCCCUUGCUGUUGUCAUAGAGGUAGCCAACCAUGCCAAUGACACUAUGAAGCAAGGAGACAACUUUCAGAAACUUAUGCAAAUUCAGUACAGCUUAAAUGGACACCAUGAAAUAGUGCAGCCUGGACGGGUCUUUCUGAAAGAAGGAACUUUGAUGAAGCUAUCCCGGAAAGUCAUGCAGCCCCGAAUGUUUUUCCUGUUUAAUGACGCCCUGUUGUAUACAACGCCAGUGCAGUCUGGGAUGUUCAAACUAAACAACAUGCUCUCAUUGGCUGGAAUGAAGGUCAGAAAACCCACCCAAGAAGCGUAUCAGAAUGAACUAAAGAUUGAAAGUGUAGAACGUUCCUUUAUUCUCUCAGCCAGUUCUGCCACAGAAAGGGAUGAAUGGCUAGAAGCGAUUUCCAAGUCAAUAGAAGAGUAUGCCAAGAAAAGAAUCACGUUCUGUCCUAGUAGGAGUCUUGAUGAGGCCGACUUGGAAAAUAAAGAGGAAGUUAGUCCCCUUGGAUCAAAGGCUCCCAUCUGGAUUCCUGAUACCAGAGUCACAAUGUGUAUGAUCUGCACAAGCGAAUUCACUCUGACCUGGAGACGACACCAUUGCCGUGCCUGCGGAAAGAUUGUAUGUCAAGCUUGUUCAUCAAAUAAGUAUGGUUUAGAUUACCUGAAAAAUCAACCAGCAAGAGUAUGCGAACAUUGUUUCCAAGAACUGCAGAAAUUAGAUCACCAGCACUCCCCUAAAAUUGGAUCUCCGGCAAAUCACAAAUCUCCUUCAAGUGCCUUAUCAUCAGUCUUACAUAGUAUUCCAUCAGGGAGGAAACAGAAAAAAAUCCCAGCUGCUCUCAAAGAAGUAUCAGCAAACACAGAGGAUUCUUCUAUGAGUGGCUACUUGUACAGAUCAAAGGGCAAUAAAAAACCUUGGAAACAUUUGUGGUUUGUCAUAAAAAAUAAAGUGCUGUAUACAUACGCUGCAAGUGAGGAUGUGGCAGCUUUGGAGAGUCAACCUUUAUUAGGAUUCACUGUUACUCAAGUCAAAGAUGAGAAUUCAGAGUCUAAAGUGUUUCAGUUACUGCACAAAAACAUGUUAUUUUACAUAUUCAAAGCAGAAGAUGCUCACUCAGCUCAGAAGUGGAUAGAAGCAUUUCAGGAAGGCACAAUAUUAUAGCAGUAUCGGUUUCAUCUCUUCUAUGAUUCCACAUGGGUGGAAUUUCAUCAGAAUGGAGUAAAGGCAGUACAAAAAUUUUAUAAAAUGAGACAUUGCCAGGAUAAAUCCAGCCAAACUGUUUGUCCAAUGUAAGAAAUUAUUUUGUUAGGUAUAAGGUAAUUUUCUAAAUGUUUAUUUUUUUCAUCUAUGUUAUUUAUUAAAAUUUUGAUGUUUACUUAAUGGUCAGAAUUAUUUCUGAGACUCACACUGAAUUCUAAAGUACCUUUUCUUUGGAGACCAGAAAACUUACUUUAAUGUCAUAUACUGUAUUAACCAUUUGUGACACAGUCCACACUGUUUUUUCUACCUUACGUUGUAACAUUCUUACAAGUGGUAAAUCUCUGUAAGUAAAAAGCACAUAUCAAAGGGCAAAUUUCCAUGCAGUGCUUGGUUCAGAAAUAAUGAUUAUUAUAAAACUGUUGAUGAAAAAAAUGCAUGUCUUUGAAUCAGUACAAUAAACUAGAUGAAUUUUUGUAUCUUUUAAUGGAAAAAUGCAUGAUCAGCUUCUACCUCAGUGACUGUGAAAUGGAAUUCCAGUAAAUUAUCUGAAGUUUUUCUACUGUUACAUACCUCUUUUGGCCAGAGUUAAUGUUGUAUCAUCAAGGAAUUAUAGCAAAGGGCUAGAAAUUGAAUGUAUUUUUAACUGAAUUGUGAGUAGGAAUGAGGAUGUUUUCAUGUGCAGAGGAACAAAAAUAAUCAACUUUAUGGGUGUUUAAAAAAAAGAGCCCUGGUAGUAAGACAGUUAAGCAUUCGGCUGCUAACAGAAAGGUUAGCUGUUUGAACCUGCCCGCGGCUCUUUGGGUGAACGACCUGGCUAUCUGCUCCUAGAAAGACUGUAGCUUAGAAAACCGUAUGAGGCAGUUCUACUCUGUCACAUGGGGUAGUUGUAAGUCAAAAUUGCCUCAACAACACGUAACAACAACAGCAACAACAAUAGGGGCUUUUAAAGCCAUCAAGCUCAACACAAACAUAAAUGUAUUAUUUAAAAAAAAAAAUAAAAAAUAUGGCAAGUAUUAUG
This is a messenger RNA of Trichechus manatus latirostris (Florida manatee), 5480 nucleotides long. It is a transcript of the gene FGD6, whose product is annotated as FYVE, RhoGEF and PH domain containing 6. Gene Ontology annotation, biological process: regulation of GTPase activity. Gene Ontology annotation, molecular function: metal ion binding; guanyl-nucleotide exchange factor activity. Bases 122 to 4423 code for a protein of 1433 amino acids. The transcript is spliced from 21 exons. The record is from RefSeq and is a predicted model, not a curated record. NCBI's taxonomy places the organism in Eukaryota, Metazoa, Chordata, Mammalia, Sirenia, Trichechidae. Gene Ontology annotation, cellular component: cytoplasm.